Daphnia magna is the source of this 2535-nucleotide messenger RNA. Its product is annotated as protein gooseberry-neuro. Gene Ontology annotation, biological process: regulation of transcription by RNA polymerase II; anatomical structure development. Gene Ontology annotation, molecular function: DNA-binding transcription factor activity, RNA polymerase II-specific; RNA polymerase II cis-regulatory region sequence-specific DNA binding. Bases 346 to 2022 code for a protein of 558 amino acids. The transcript is spliced from 5 exons. The record is from RefSeq and is a predicted model, not a curated record. Lineage: Eukaryota; Metazoa; Arthropoda; Branchiopoda; Diplostraca; Daphniidae.
CUUCAAAAAGAGGCUGCCAUCCGAGGCCAGGUACUCAGUCGAGUUCCAGACUCUCGAGUUCAAACAACCCUCAGUUGCAAGGAGUCAGCGCAAAAGUCCUUGGCCAAAGCCAUCACAUCACUUCAGUUGUCUUUCUCUCCAUCACCAUCAGCGAACUCUCUCAUCCAGCGAUUUAUUUUUGGCUAUAUCAAGACAAUUAUCCAACAGUGCUCUCCCCUCACACCCACCCCACACAAAAAGAAAAAUUGAAGUGUUUUUGUUUGUUUUUUUGGAAAACCAGCGCCGGGGAGACUUUGACGAAACGUGGGGGACCUUACGAGCGAUCCUAUAAGAAGGACACAUCAAAUGUCAGUUGCAAGCAUGAACAUGCCGCAUCAUCUGUUCUCCGGUUAUCCUUUCCAAGGCCAGGGACGUGUUAACCAACUGGGCGGAGUGUUCAUCAACGGCCGUCCACUUCCGAACCACAUCCGUUUGAAGAUCGUCGAAUUGGCGGCGGCGGGCGUUCGUCCGUGCGUCAUCUCACGGCAGUUGCGCGUGUCCCACGGAUGCGUUUCCAAGAUCCUCAAUCGCUAUCAAGAGACGGGCAGUAUCCGCCCCGGAGUUAUCGGCGGGUCGAAACCCAAAAGCGGUUCAUCUUCAUCCACUUCGCCAGGUGGUGGCAAUGGGAAUCUCUCCGGCUGCGGGAUGAACAUCGAUGCUGAACGCAAAUCGGAAGAUUACCGACGGGAAACGGCCAACAGCAACAUCUUCUCGUGGGAAUUUCGCGAUCGACCAUCUAAGGAUGAAAAGGAACUGAUGAACGGGUCGAUGGUGCCAACGGCUUCCAUUAAUCGGCUGUUGCAGCAUCCGCAUCACCGCGGCAUGAUGAUGAUGGAGAACACCAACAGCGCCAUCAGUCCCGACGGCUUAAUCAACAGGCAUCCUCACCAGCACUCGAUCGACGGCAUCCUAGCAGAUACGGGAUCGUCGAGUGACUGUGACCUGUCGGAUAUCGAGUCAGAGCCUGGGAUCACCUUGAAACGCAAGCAACGUCGUUCACGUACGACUUUCAGCGCCGAACAGUUGGAAGAAUUGGAGCGAUCGUUCGAACGCACCCAAUAUCCGGAUGUCUACACGCGCGAGGAGCUCGCCCAAAAAACCAAACUGACCGAGGCCAGAGUGCAAGUUUGGUUUUCUAACCGCCGCGCCCGUCUGAGGAAACAACUCACCGGUCAACAACUCGGCCUUCAAGGAUCGGCCUUCUCAUUGGCUGCAGCAGCAGCCGCAGCCGCGGCUUCAUCCCCUUCCAGUGGCCACCAAUACUCCAAUUCAACUGUUACCUCACCCCAACCGACUAGCCAAUCUACGAGCAUCGGUCAGUCCUCAUCGGGGGUAGCCGAACAUCAUCAUCAACAUCAACAACAACAACAGCAGCAACAACAGCAACAACAACAAGUGAACGCUGCCGUAGCAGCGGCGGCCUUCCAGACUCAUCACGCAGCCGGAGCUUGGCAGCAUCAUCAUCACCAUCAUCAAGGUUACUAUGGCAACGGCUAUCCAACGGCGGCGGCAGCGGCCGCAGCGGCCGCCGGAUCGAUUCAUCCGCACCAUCAAGAAGUGACGGCUUCCUUGUCUUUUGGGCAUCAAUUCCCGGGCUAUUUAGCGGCCAAUCACGCUGGAUGGAACGCUAUUCCGCCGCGCAAAGAGGAUCACGUACAUCAUCAAUCGAACGCGUCCGCUUGGACGUCCGCUUCUUCGACGGCCGUGCCUUCCGUCUGCAGUGGAUCGGCUGAAUCUUAUCCGUUCUUCUCUUCGGCAUCGGCUCAUCAGCACCAAUUGCAUUCAGCUGCGGCCGCUUCGUCCGGAAGUGCCUUCACUGUCACCGGUAGCGGCAAUCCAGCUGCAGCCGCAGCGGCCGCGGCGGCCCUCAUCAAUCCGCACUCGCCGUCCGAGCCUAAAUCCGGCUAUCCUUACUACCAACACCAAAUGAUCUCCGGAAUGGACGCGAGUCACAUGCUGCACUGCGCUGGAUUAGUUCAUUAAAAGAAUUUAUUACAUAUAGUUUGAUUGCCUUCCACCAUCUUCCGUAUACUGUACAGCCUAUACGUUCGUGACGGCUCCAUAUAAUUUGCAUAUAGAUGUAGCGCACGAUAUGUUUGAAAACAGGCCUAUAACGUAUAGAUUGGCGUAGAAUGGCCAAUGGAAGCUUAUGUACGCUUUAAGAUCAAUUUCAUUUGCAUUAGGUUAUACCGAAAAUCGUAGUUUUAAAUGAUUUUUUACAACAAUUAAAAUAUGUUUUCUGAUAUUGGCAACCACAUGUCUCUUUGCUUUCUGUCAUAGCUUUUGUAGAAUGAUAGCAUAUACAUAUAGUUUGUCUCUAUAUAUUUAGCUUAAACUAUAGUUAACACGAAAUCACGUAUAUUACAAGUCUUAUAUCAUCUUUUCUUUUUGUGCGUCAUGGAACAACAUAGCAUCUAUAUUAUCGAAUCAGUAAAUGUAUCUGUAUUUCAACUGUCCUCUCAUUGCGCUGCAUUUCAAUAAACGCAUCAAGUUUGA